AUGUUGACGAGGAUGGUCAGAGAACAUGAUGAUGCUCAACAAGUAAAGAGAGAAAUGCAAGGUGAAUAUUUAUUCUUGUAUCUUGCCCUUCUAAACGGAAAAAAGAAAAAUGAAGCCAUCGUAGCGGCACAAAGUUUAACAGGAGCUGUCGUCGAUCAUCUGAAUCAUUCAAGUAAAAAGUUGGAGAAAAAUGCCACAGAACUUGCGCGACAAACAGAACAGUGGAUACAGAUUACUGAUUCACUCAACCAAGCUUUGAAGGAAAUCGGAGACGUUGAAAACUGGGCAAAGACAAUUGAAACCGAUAUGAAAAUUAUAUCGGGUACAUUACAAGCAGUUUUCGGAG
Messenger RNA from Loa loa (African eye worm), 346 nucleotides. RefSeq lists its product as hypothetical. The annotation marks the transcript as partial. The record is from RefSeq and is a predicted model, not a curated record. Gene Ontology annotation, cellular component: BLOC-1 complex. NCBI's taxonomy places the organism in Eukaryota, Metazoa, Nematoda, Chromadorea, Rhabditida, Onchocercidae. Gene Ontology annotation, biological process: endosomal transport. The transcript is spliced from 4 exons.